AUGUCGUUCGGAGGCCAGACACCAACCAUAAUCGUCCUGAAAGAAGGUACUGACACCUCCCAGGGCAAGGGCCAGAUCAUCUCCAACAUCAAUGCCUGUCUCGCCGUCCAAGCCACCGUCAAAUCAACUUUGGGCCCAUAUGGCGGAGACUUGUUAAUGGUUGACGAGAAUGGCAAGCAAACUAUUACAAAUGACGGUGCGACGGUUAUGAAGCUCCUCGACAUCGUUCACCCCGCUGCCCGAAUCUUGGUGGAUAUCGCUCGAUCGCAAGAUGCUGAAGUCGGUGACGGUACUACUUCCGUCGUCGUUCUAGCCGGUGAGAUCCUGAAGGAAGUCAAGGAUCAUGUCGAGCAGGGCAUCAGCCCCCAAAUCAUCAUCAAGGGUCUGCGAAGAGCAUCGCAGAUAGCCGUCAACAAGGUCAAGGAAAUCGCGAUUAGCACCAACGAAGGCAACCAACGCGAUACACUGAAGAAACUGGCGGCUACUGCCAUGACCAGCAAGCUGAUCAAGCGAAACACUGAAUUCUUCACCGAGAUGGUUGUCGAUGCCGUUUUGUCCCUCGACCAGGACGACCUGAAUGAAAAGUUGAUUGGUAUCAAGAAGAUUCCUGGUGGAUCCUUGACCGAUUCACGGUUCGUCAAUGGGGUCGCCUUCAAGAAAACCUUUUCCUACGCCGGUUUUGAACAACAGCCCAAAUCCUUCAAGAAGCCCAAGAUAGUCUGCCUCAACGUCGAGCUGGAACUCAAGGCCGAGAAGGACAAUGCCGAGGUUCGCGUCGAACAAGUGUCGGAGUAUCAGGCCAUUGUCGACGCUGAGUGGCAGAUCAUCUACAAGAAGCUGGAGGCCAUCCACAAGACAGGCGCCAAGGUUGUUUUGAGCAAAUUGCCCAUUGGUGAUCUGGCCACGCAAUAUUUCGCCGACCGAGACAUCUUCUGCGCUGGCCGCGUCGCGUCCGAGGACAUGGAGCGCGUGGUUCAGGCCACUGGCGCCACCGUUCAGUCUACCUGCUCCGACAUCCUGCCCCAGCAUCUGGGGACGUGUGGCACAUUUGAAGAGCGUCAGAUUGGCGGAGAAAGAUUCAACUUUUUCGAAGAAUGCCCCGAGGCCAAGACGUGCACGUUAGUUCUACGAGGUGGCGCCGAGCAGUUCAUCGCCGAAGUCGAGCGAUCACUACACGAUGCCAUCAUGAUUGUUAAGCGAGCCAUCAAGAACCACAUGAUUGUCGGGGGUGGCGGCGCCGUCGAAAUGGAGAUCUCGGCCCACCUGCACCGGUUCGCCGACAAGAACAUCCCCCACAAGCAGCAGGCCAUCAUCAAGUCCUUUGCCAAGGCCCUCGAAAUCAUCCCCCGGCAACUUUGCGACAAUGCCGGAUUCGACGCGACCGACAUUCUUAACAAGCUCCGCGUGGAGCACCGCAAGGGAAGCACCUGGGCCGGAGUCGACUUCAAGAACGAAGGUGUCGCGGACAUGAUGGAGAGAUUCGUGUGGGAACCCGCUCUGAUCAAGGUGAAUGCUUUACAAGCGGCCACCGAGGCAAGCUGCCUGAUAUUGAGCGUGGAUGAGACGAUCCGGAACGAGGAGAGUGCGAAGCCCCAAGCUCCUGGCCAGCUUCCUCCGGGUGCCGCCCAGCGAGCAGUCCGCGGGCGCGGCCGUGGCAUGCCCCGUCGAUGA
Messenger RNA from Ustilaginoidea virens, 1671 nucleotides. RefSeq lists its product as uncharacterized. Gene Ontology annotation, cellular component: chaperonin-containing T-complex. Bases 1 to 1671 code for a protein of 556 amino acids. The record is from RefSeq and is a predicted model, not a curated record. The transcript has 4 exons. Gene Ontology annotation, biological process: protein folding. NCBI's taxonomy places the organism in Eukaryota, Fungi, Ascomycota, Sordariomycetes, Hypocreales, Clavicipitaceae. Gene Ontology annotation, molecular function: ATP binding; ATP-dependent protein folding chaperone; ATP hydrolysis activity.